AUGGCGUCUUCGAUUUCGUUUCGGCUUCCUUUGAUUCUAGUAUUUCCAUUCCUGUUUCUUCAAAGCAACCCUUCACAUUCCCUCACCUGUUCAUCCCAGAAGUUUUCAGGAAACAGAGUUUAUAAUCAAUGCAACGAUCUUCCCGAAUUGAGCUCUUUCCUUCACUGGACCUACGAUUCCUCAAAUUCCUCGCUGAAGAUAGCGUUCGUGGCUGCUCCAGCUAAAACCGGUGGAUGGGUUGCAUGGGAGAUCAAUCCUAAAGCGCUGGCGAUGCUCGGAUCUCAGGCGUUGAUCGCUUACGAGGCUGCCGGGAAGAUGACGGUGAAGACAUUCGAUGUGAGUUCUUACAAGAUCGCGCCUUCGAAGAUUGCUUAUGAGAUGUCGGAUAUGGAAGCAGAGAACGCGGAUGGGACAUUUACAAUUUUCGCCACCAUUGCUUUGCCCGCUAAGAUGACGACGAUUAACCAGGUUUGGUAG
Macadamia integrifolia is the source of this 477-nucleotide messenger RNA. Its product is annotated as cytochrome b561 and DOMON domain-containing protein At3g25290-like. NCBI's taxonomy places the organism in Eukaryota, Viridiplantae, Streptophyta, Magnoliopsida, Proteales, Proteaceae. The record is from RefSeq and is a predicted model, not a curated record. The coding region runs from base 1 to 477 and encodes 158 amino acids. The transcript has a single exon.